UUAUCAGUCCUCCACCGAACUCUGAUAUCUUUCUCUUCUCUUUGUGUUGUGUUGUGUGCUGCAAUGUUCCAUUUUCAAUUUUGAAUGUUGAGUUUCUGAGAUCUGAUGCACAAAUAACAACACUGUCAGCUGGUGGAACCCUAACUAACCCCGAUCCGAAUCGAAUCUCGUAACUGGCGAUGUCUUGUUUAGCGCUUUCUUUGCAACCCGCAAACGGAUCCGAUAUCCUUCUCCAGACCCGCGAGUGGUUCCCUCCCUCCCGAGCCCUCGGCGCCCUCUCCGCCUUCCGCCAGACCCGCCGCGCCUUCGCCGCCAACAAGAACACCGUCCCCGACGAUGCCUACGCCGCCGAAUCCAUCGGCGACGAUCCCCUCGCCGCCUCCAGUGGCCAGGUCAUCGUCGGGGUUGAGAGCCGCUACCGUGUGGUCUAUCGUUUAGUCAACGGCAUUUACGUCCUUGGCAUCACCGUCGCCGAUCACGACAACUCUGUCAACGUCUUCGAGUGUAUCCACAUCGUUAACCAGGCCGUCAGCGUCGUUGUCACCGCGUGCCGCGGCGUAGACGUGACGCCUGAGAAGCUUAGCCGGAAAUACGCCGAGAUUUACAUGGCUCUCGACAUCGUUCUCAGGGGCGUUAGCAACAUCCGCCUCGCCGCUAUGCUCGCCACCAUGCACGGUGACAGCAUCGCCAAGAUGGUGCAUUCGGCGAUGGACACCGAGAACAAGAUCCGCGGCGCCGAUAAUUGGUCUUCGGUGGAGGUGCAUUCCGUCGAGCACCAGGCAGGCAUUGAUGCUUUUGCCAAUGCUAGGUUCGAGUUGCCGCCGGAGACGCUUGAAGCCGGUGACGAAGUGGCGGCUAGCCUGGCACCCGUGGCGGCACAGAGCGCAGGGGAGCAGCAGGAGGAGCAGAAGCAGGAGGAGACUCAAGCGGAAAAGGAUCCGUUUGCAGCAAGUGAUGCCAUUAACAAGCCACAAGAGCUUGUGGGUGGGUUCAAGAAGACUAAGGAUCCUUCUGCUACUGAUUUGACGACAGCGUUGGAGGGGCUUGACGUUACCACAUUGCCACCUCCAGAGGCUACUCAAUCCACCCACAUAAAUGUGGAGGGAUUUGAAGGGAAUUAUGGUGGAGUAGAGUUUGGGAAUGAGCAGGCUUCUAUCGGAGAAGCUUUUGAAGGUUUCAAUGAUGCUUGGGGCGGUGGACUUGAUCCUUCUGAGUUUGUGGGUCCAACCAAGGCUCCAAAACCACAAGGGCUUGGUGGUGUUGAAUUGUUGCAGACCGGAAUAGAUGCCGCACCUAAAGCAACCGGGGCUGAAAGUGGUUCAGGCACUCCACUUGAGAACAUGUUGGUGAAAGAGAUGAAGGGUCCCGAGAUGUAUAUCUCAGAGGAGAUUAGUGCAGAGUUCAGGGAAUCUUUGCUUGCAAGGGUGGGAUUAAUGGGUGUUGUUUACCUUAGAACUUUACCGCCUAAAACUUCUGGUGAUAAGGAAACUGAAUUUUCAUUCCGAGUUGAAGGAACCAGUGCUGUUAAAAGAUUUGUUAUACAGAGUUCUCGUGUUAGUAGCCUUGGUAAUGGGAUGUUUCAUGUGAGAACCGCAGCCUCAGAGGAGCCUAUACCCAUUAUGAAGUAUAGUUUGUUACCCAGGUUGACGCCUUUGCCUUUGAGGGUUCGGCUUAUAAAACGGCACACUGGAAGUUUGCUUUCUGUGAUGAUACAAUAUGCUUCCAACCCUGACUUGCUGGCUCCCCUGAGUGAUGUUACAUUUAUUCUGAAACUACCCGUUGACCCAACACUGUUGAAGGUUUCACCAAAAGCUGUGUUGAACAGGUCUGAAAAAGAAGUUAAAUGGCAUGUGCCAGAGAUUCCAUUAAAGGGCUCUCCUGGCAGAUUGAGAGCAAGGAUGCCAGUAGAUUCUAGCGAAGAUGAUGAAGAAAUUGAGGUGGUUGGUUAUGUGAAAUUUUCUCAACAAGGAACUCAGUCAUUAUCUGGAGUUUCUCUGCGGCCUGCUUCGGAGGGUAAGACAGACUUCUAUGAGGUUAGUGACAGAUUUGAGAGUGGGGUUUACAUGUGCAGCUGAUUCAUAAUCAUAAAUGAUUGUUAGGGAGCUGUACUUUUUCAUUUUGUGUUCAUGCGAGUGUAUGUUUUGGUUGUGUUUAUAGCAUUUUUGGAUAAUUGAUCAUGUACCUUGAACUCUGAAAUUCUUUGUUACUAUGUGUUAUGCCUAUUA
Gastrolobium bilobum is the source of this 2225-nucleotide messenger RNA. RefSeq lists its product as uncharacterized. Lineage: Eukaryota; Viridiplantae; Streptophyta; Magnoliopsida; Fabales; Fabaceae. The record is from RefSeq and is a predicted model, not a curated record. The transcript has a single exon. Bases 180 to 2075 code for a protein of 631 amino acids.